Neodiprion virginianus is the source of this 2962-nucleotide messenger RNA. It is a transcript of the gene Hr3, whose product is annotated as probable nuclear hormone receptor HR3. The coding region runs from base 1107 to 2840 and encodes 577 amino acids. Gene Ontology annotation, cellular component: nucleus. The record is from RefSeq and is a predicted model, not a curated record. Gene Ontology annotation, biological process: regulation of transcription by RNA polymerase II. NCBI's taxonomy places the organism in Eukaryota, Metazoa, Arthropoda, Insecta, Hymenoptera, Diprionidae. Gene Ontology annotation, molecular function: RNA polymerase II cis-regulatory region sequence-specific DNA binding; nuclear receptor activity; zinc ion binding. The transcript is spliced from 9 exons.
AAUUUCAAUCGGAAGGAUUUUCACAAAAACACGCAUGUGCGAAAGAAAACUUACACACGUACACGUACACACUGAUAUAGAAGAAGACGGUAAACGAGACGAGAUUCGGGAAUGUUAGAUGUUACGGUGAGAAGAAGAUAUCAUAGUCGUACCGCUCGUAUACCUUCUUUGAUUGGUUAAGAGGGAGUGGUGUACCCCACACUUCGACGACCUGCGGCGAACCGGCAACGAAAUCGGCCACGCGGAAGACGCCGGUGAUUCCGAGAACUGUACUCAACGGGUAUCAUACGUACACGCUGAUCCGCGGAAUUGCAGUUGUUUCCUACCGACUCUCGGCGUGCUCUUCGUUGAUCGGUCGUUUUGUGUUACGAUCCGCAACCGUUGAUACCGGUGCGUAAACUUAUGUUCACCGUCUGAUAAAGCGAUCCGGCAACAACCUUAAUAAUAAUAUAUUUAAAAUCUGAACGUGUUGUCGCGGUAAAUCUGACUGGCUGAUGAAGCGCGGGACAUCGUUGAGGGAACUUGUGAGACGAGAGAAGGAUAAAAGGAGUUAAAUACAGUUUCAAUUUGUUCGCGUGUUGAAUUCGAUUAUCGUAUAUUGAAACAUUUAUUCGGUGAUACUGCGCGAUGUUAUUCAAUUUAUUUCAAUGCAUCGAUGUUUGUUGAAAAUUGUGACAAAGAAUUUAAUCCGAAUUCAUAGAUUGCUAUAUCGUUGAUCGAUGACCGGUGAAGUAAUAAUUUUCAAUUUAAAUACUUGAACUAAACGAGAGAAGUGUAUUGAAAACGGGAUAUCGGUGGUAACGUUAACAAUAAUUAUUAUUACUCUAACGACGGUGAUAAGAUUGAUUAAACUCGAGGGGGAAAAAAAAAACAAAAGCACUCCAUCAAAAUGCGUCGGAAACAUAUUUUUGCUAUUGUUAAUAUUAUACGUAACUGACUCGAAACGGUGGAGUUCGUUACCAACGUGCUAUAUACUAAUUACAGUAUCGAUUGGUGACGACAACUUAUCAGUGAAGUGUGCAUAUUGUAUAUUUGUAAAAGGUUGCCAAGUGAGGGAAGGAUACCCUUAAACAUUUUCGGAUAACAGGAUAUGCGAUUCAGACAACAUGCCUAGCACAAUCAGAGCCCAAAUCGAGAUUAUCCCGUGCAAAGUGUGCGGCGACAAAAGCAGCGGGGUCCAUUACGGUGUGAUCACGUGCGAGGGAUGCAAGGGUUUCUUUCGGAGGUCGCAGUCGUCGGUGGUGAACUAUCAGUGCCCGAGGAACAAAAAUUGUGUCGUCGAUCGCGUCAACCGAAACCGAUGCCAGUAUUGUCGAUUGCAGAAAUGCCUUCGACUAGGCAUGUCGAGAGACGCCGUGAAAUUUGGCCGCAUGUCAAAGAAGCAGAGAGAGCGGGUUGAGGAGGAGGUCGAGUAUCACAGACAACAGUUGAGGUUAGCCGAAACGGCGCCCGACAGCAGCGGCUUUGAAUCCCAGACGCCGAGCAGUUCGGAUCAGCCUUCCUACAAUGGCGGCUAUCCAUACGGCGGCAGCGAGUACACGUCCCCAGUUUCGGGAACCGGAGGACCAGGGUAUUACGGCCAUCCGGCUAUGACCAGCUACAACGAGAACAACGACUAUGCCGAUAGCACGACGCCUUACGACCAUCGGCCGACGCAGACGCAAGUCGACCACGUUACCCCAGACACGCCGUCCGUAACGGCGACUGGAGGAGUCUUGUCGAGCGGCAUCCCCACCGGUAAGUCGCUGUCAUCGACGUCUACCGGAAGUAGCACUGGUGGUGGAAGUGGAGGAGGAGGAGGAGGAGGAGGUAACGGUGGUAGCGGCGGUGGUGGUGGCGGUGGGGGCGGGGGUGGGGGUGGGGGUGGUGGUGGUGUUGGGGGUGCGAAUGGUGGCUCCUUAAGCGGAGGCGGUAUAGUUGCCGUGAAACAAGAAAGCUCGGUUGAACUGGCUGGCCUUGGUCACGGUUCCUACACGAUGGUGGACUCUACGACCUUUCUGAGCAGCCAGCAACAGCAGAGGCCAAGUAAUCCACCGGAAGAGGACGAAGUACCAAGUCUGCCCAGUAUGUCCCAUACGAGAUAUCCCGCGCAAAUCAGCGAGCUCCUUUCAAAGACAAUAGCAGACGCCCACGCGCGGACGUGCCUCUUUUCGACGGAACAGAUCCAGGAAUCGUUCCGCAAGCCGCACGACCUCCCCAAGCUGAUAUACUACAAGAACAUGGCGGACGAAGAGGUUUGGCUCGAGUGCGCGCAAAAACUGACCACCGUCAUUCAGCAUAUUAUUGAAUUUGCCAAAAUGGUACCAGGAUUCAUGAAGCUGUCACAGGAUGAUCAAAUUGUUCUACUUAAAGCAGGUUCCUUCGAGUUGGCGGUACUUCGAAUGAGCAGGUAUCUUGAUCUGCAACAGAACUGCGUCCUCUACGGUGGGACAAUGCUGCCUCAGGAUGCUUUCUACACCACGGACCCAGUCGAAAUAAGCCUAGUCUCCUGCGUCUUUGAGCUCGCAAGGAGUGUCGCCGAAUUGAAACUGACAGAAACCGAGCUCGCGCUCUACAGCGCCGCGGUUCUCCUCAGCCCUGAUCGACCAGGACUAAAGGGCCUCCAGGAGAUCACGCGACUCUCCCAGGCAGUGCAGAGAGCGCUCAGGGCGGAGGUCGACCGCAACCACGUGUCGCCGAUAAAGGGCGACGUAACGGUCUGCGACGCGAUGCUGGCGAAGAUUCCGCAACUCCGUGAUGUAUCCGGGCUGCACAUGGACGCCCUCGCCAAGUUCAAGCGCGCCCAGCCGCUCCUCGAAUUUCCGGCUCUUCACAAGGAGCUUUUCAGCGUCGACAGCUGAACGACCGGCGCAACGCGAGGCUUUCCGACGACGGUCCGCGUCGCGAAUAGUGCCUGAAUUGGAGGCCUUGCCGUGUCGAGAUUAUUUCCUUCGUAUUGAACGUAUUGGGCCUUAAAUAAAAA